GAGCUUUUCCCUCAUUCGAAAGCGAGAGGGAGAGAAACCCUAAUCGCUGGAGGGGAUGGCUCCUCAGCCUCCGCUGCUGAUCAUGGUUGCCCUCUUUGCCGUCGCUGUUCCAAUCUCGUAUUCCAUUCCCUUCAUCGUCUUGCACGGGAUUGGAGACCAGUGUAAGAAUCGAGGGGUGAAGCAGUUCACUGAGCUUUUGAGCGAGUGGUCGGGAUCGCCGGGGUAUUGCAUAGAAGUUGGUGAUGGUACGUGGGACUCAUGGAUUAUGCCCCUUGAUGAACAGACAAAUAUUGUUUGUCAGAAGGUAAAGGAAAUGGAAGAACUUAAGGAGGGGUAUAAUAUCGUUGGACUUUCUCAGGGAAACUUGAUAGGUCGAGGGGUUAUUGAGUUUUGUGAUGAUGCGCCUCCGGUCAGAAAUUUCAUCUCACUAGGUGGCCCUCAUGCUGGCACUGCAUCUGUGCCACUCUGUGGGUCAGGGUUUAUAUGCAUUCUUGUGGACGCUAUCAUCAAGACAGAGAUCUACUCUGAUUAUAUGCAGGACCAUCUAGCUCCAAGUGGCUAUCUUAAGAUUCCAACUGACAUGCCAGACUACUUGGAAAAGUGCAGGUUUCUCCCAAGGCUUAACAAUGAACGCCCCGGUGAGAGAAAUUCAACAUACAAAGAAAGGUUCAGUAGCUUGCAGACAUUGGUUCUUAUAAUGUCUGAGCAUGACGCGGUGUUGAUCCCUAAGGAAACAUCGUGGUUUGGAUAUUAUCCGGAUGGUGCUUUCAGUCCAAUUUUGCCGCCUCAGCAGACUGCCCUAUACCAAGAAGAUUGGAUUGGGUUAAAGAAGCUGGACGAUGAAGGGCGUGUGAAGUUCAUCAGUAUUGAAGGGGGCCAUCUAGGAAUUUCCAAAAAGGAUAUGAAGAAGUACAUGGUGCCUUACUUGGUUGAUGAUGAACCAGCAGGACCACCUCAAUCAGCAGCAAACAAAGGCCGGGCUUCAGUGAAAAGAAGGCUGUUUUCAUUUGCAUCUUCUGAUGUAGAAGAUGAUGAUCAUUUCAAGCCCCUCUUAUCCUCCGGUUGAAAUUAUUAUUACCUUUCUUGUUGAUUAUCAAUCAAUCACCCCAGAGGUGUGCUCAAGUUGCAAUUGAUAUUUGAUUGGUAAGUAAGACGCCACAUUUUAUUAUUGUUGUGUAACAAAAUAAUAUUUGUUAUUAUUAUUGUAAAGAAAAUUAAUCUUACAUAACAUUAUUAUUUUAAUGAAUUAAAUGAACAACAUUAUGAAUGCAGACAA
Molecule: messenger RNA, 1276 nt
Organism: Dioscorea cayenensis subsp. rotundata (Guinea yam)
Lineage: Eukaryota; Viridiplantae; Streptophyta; Magnoliopsida; Dioscoreales; Dioscoreaceae
Product: palmitoyl-protein thioesterase 1-like
Exons: 12
Coding region: 56-1066 (336 amino acids)
Cellular component (GO): intracellular membrane-bounded organelle
Molecular function (GO): thiolester hydrolase activity; palmitoyl hydrolase activity
Source: RefSeq, a predicted model, not a curated record